GUCGCCUCGGGCGCCCGUCGAGCCGCCGCGUGGCUGUCCCCCGCGCCCUGCCGCUGUCGCCCCAAACUGUGGCCAGCGCCGCCCAGGUUCGGUGCCAGGGACGAGCCAGAGUUUUCAAGAUGAAUUAUACCGAGUCAAGCCCGUUGACAGAAUCAACUGCAUUAGGUUUUACACCUGAGUUAGAAAGUAUCAUAAUCGUGCCUUCCAAUGAGACCGUAUGUGAAAACUGGAGAGAGAUACAUCAUCUAGUUUUUCAUGUUGCGAAUAUUUUUUUCACAAUUGGGUUGGUUAUUCCAACUAGUCUUCACCUUCAUAUGAUACUUCUUAGAGGGAUGUUAACAAUAGGGUGUACCCUUUAUAUUGUCUGGGCCACUCUCUACCGAUGUGCCUUGGAUAUCAUGAUCUGGAACUCUGUGUUCCUGGGUGUCAACAUUUUGCAUCUGUCAUAUCUUUUGUACAAGAAAAGACCGGUAAGGAUUGAAAAGGAGCUCAGCGGCAUCUACCGCCGAUUGUUUGAACCACUCCGUGUGCCUCCAGAUUUGUUCAGAAGAUUAACUGGACAGUUUUGUAUGAUCCAAACCUUAAAAAAGGGCCAGGCUUAUGCUGCAGAGGAUAAAACCUCAGUUGACGACCGUCUAAGUAUUCUCCUGAAGGGGAAAAUGAAGGUUUCCUAUCGAGGACAUUUUCUGCAUAACAUUUACCCCUGUGCCUUUAUAGAUUCACCAGAAUUUAGAUCAACUCAGAUGCACAAAGGUGAAAAAUUCCAGGUCACCAUCGUUGCAGAUGAUAACUGCAGAUUUUUGUGCUGGUCAAGAGAAAGAUUAACUUACUUUCUGGAAUCAGAACCGUUUCUAUAUGAAAUAUUUAGGUAUCUCAUAGGAAAAGACAUUACCAAUAAGCUCUACUCGUUGAAUGAUCCCACCUUAAAUGAUAAAAAGGCCAAAAAGUUGGAACACCAGCUCAGCCUGUGCACACAGAUCUCCAUGCUGGAGAUGAGGAACAGUAUAGCCAGCUCCAGUGACAGUGAGGACGGCUUACACCAGUUUCUUCGGGCCACCUCCAGCAUGUCCUCUCUCCAUGUGCCAUCCCCACACCAGCGCGGCUCUGCCAAGAUGAAACCGAUAGAAGAAGGCGUGGAAGAUGACGACGAGGUCUUUGAGCCCCCGUCUCCAAAUGCAUUUAAAGUUCAUCAGUUGCCUUGAUCAGGCAGAGGGGCCAAGUUACCAAGAUGGGGUCUGUCUUGAAGAGAUCCUGAAAAAUACCAGCACUUCUUCGUGGCUUAUGAUCACUCUGCUUGAGCACUGCUAGUCUGAGGGCAGGAGAGGAAGGAAGGGCCGAAACCUGGGAAGGUUAUGUUUGCUCUCCUUUUUUAUUGAUCAGCUUUCUAAGCAAUUGUUUUACUGAGCCUUCUGACGAAACCUAGUUCUAUUUUGAGAUAUAUAUUUUCAUAGUAUUUUCUAGAUAUAUUAUUGUUUUAACUUAGCACUGUCAAUGCAAAUACCUUUUCACUUACCUUUUCUGAGUUGUGGUUCAUUUUCCUCACAGUUUUUUCUCCACCGUGGCAAUGGGUUGUCUAUUUGAUAGUUUUAAUGAGCAGUAUAAGUUUGAAAUCGAAGUUGAGAUAGCAUUCAAAAGCAGGGAUUCUCAGGCCUUGUUCAAUUGAUUUUUUAGCUGGAAAAUUUCAAAGAAAGAUGUGAUUUGACUGGUGUUUUCUAUGUGUUUUUCCCCCCUCCCAAAUCAGACACAGGAGUCCACUAGCUCACUUUACUUAUUGGGCAUUGUGUAGAGAUAAAGAACAAAACUUAUCAGACUUUCUUCACGUUACCCUUAUAUCAUGCUGUUUAUAAUCGGGUCUGAAACCCAAAACUGCAAAGAUAGCAGAUGGAAGGAUUCAGAGCUCAGUAAGUUGGCAAAACUCAACUCACCUGUGAUUUGGAGCCAUCCUGACCUACACAGUCUGGAGUGGGGAACGCUUUACUCAGGGUGGGGACUCAGGUGGCCAAACAAAUGUUACAAAAUGAGGCAACCGAAGGAGCAAUUUUCAUUCUCUGGUCGGUGUUCUGACGUUUCAAACUGUCCCUCCAGAAUCAUCAGUGUCUUUUUAAAAUGUGUGCCAGAGACCCAAUGCCGGAGUUACGAAUGUGAACACAGCUUUGGGGGCAGACAGUUCCCCAUAAGCCAAGAGAUGGGCACCCAACCUAGAAGUUGCUUUGAAGGCUUUGAUUCCAGAUUCCCCCCCCCUUUUUUUUUUUUACUAG
Suricata suricatta (meerkat) is the source of this 2258-nucleotide messenger RNA. RefSeq names its product blood vessel epicardial substance (gene POPDC1). Gene Ontology annotation, molecular function: cAMP binding. Bases 120 to 1202 code for a protein of 360 amino acids. Lineage: Eukaryota; Metazoa; Chordata; Mammalia; Carnivora; Herpestidae. The transcript is spliced from 8 exons. The record is from RefSeq and is a predicted model, not a curated record. Gene Ontology annotation, cellular component: sarcolemma.